CCCUUUUUUCUGAAUUUCCAACACCAGUUAGAUAGGUCCAGCUUGAUGUUCCUCUUGAUAAUAGAGUUGAGUGGUUUCUGCAGUGAUUAUAGGCUUCCUUAAUGGAGAUGGGGACGACCUCUAUUUCAUCUUCAUCUUCUUGGGGUGAUUGGCACAAUUUGUGGGAUUUGAUUAAAAUUGGAUCUGCUGAAAUUCACCUAGACAGCGCUGUCCUAUGCUGGACAUCGCUGUUCUAGGCUUGAUUUUAAAAAUUGGGAAGCAACGGUCAUGCCAACAGCGAUGUCCAAAAACCCCUACAUCGCUGUUUUGGCUGUUGACUUCCAAACAAGGAAAGUUUUAGCCUUAAAUUUCUUCCAACGGCCAGGUCUCUACAUCGAUGUUCCAUACUAGAACAUCGCUGUUUAGGUUUGCCUUUGAAGAUGGAAGUUUUGGCCUGACAGCGCUGUUGCUGGGUCAACAUCGCUGUCCAAAAACUUUCUGCCAAUGCACUAUAUUUUUGGCUUAGGUUGGACAGCGCUGUAGGGGAGCCUACAUCGCUG
Messenger RNA from Cuscuta campestris, 539 nucleotides. Lineage: Eukaryota; Viridiplantae; Streptophyta; Magnoliopsida; Solanales; Convolvulaceae. The record is from the annotation of a GenBank genome assembly.